AUGAGAACCUACAGAGCCUACUGUGGAUAUACCUGCAGUACACAGAUGUCCUUAAAGCCGUGGAAGACAUCUGCAGUGUUGGCGUGUCAGAGUUGACGAACACCACGAAAGAUGGACAUUCCUCCACCUAUCCAACCCUAAACAGACAAACCUUUGUGGUGUAUUUCCGAGUCUUGAUGGACAAGCUAGAAAAGUAUGUGAGGAAUAUUCCAGUUGGAAAAAAAGUCGGACAGCCUGCAGGUUCAGGCUGAACGUCUUCUACAGUGGAGCUUGGCAGUCCGCAAUUUCCACAUCCUGGUCAACCUGAUCAAGGUGUUUGACACACGGCCAAUGUUAAGCAUUUGUCUAAAGUAUGGGCGCCUCUUUGUGGAGACAUUUCUUAAAGUGGGUAUGCCUCUCCUGGACUGCGGCUUCAAGAAGCACAAGGAUGAUGCACAAAACAUGCUGAAAAUCUUGCAGCUCUGCACCCGGCAGCUUCACCACAUGUGUGGUCACUCCAAGAUCCACCAGGAUGCCGGGCUCACCACACACGUCCCUCUCUUAAAGAAGACCUUGGAAAUGUUUGUGUACAGAGUGAAGGCCAUGUUGACGCUGAACAAUUGUCAAGAGGCCUUCUGGCUGGGAAACCUGAAGAACAGAGACCUCCAGGGUGAGAAGAGAUCUUAUCACAAACUGCACAGGAAAGCGAAACGGAGGAGGAGCAGCAAGAAUCACAGCUUCCUGCAGAGGAACAGGAGGCUGAAGAGGUACAGA
Messenger RNA from Staurois parvus, 753 nucleotides. The record is from the annotation of a GenBank genome assembly. NCBI's taxonomy places the organism in Eukaryota, Metazoa, Chordata, Amphibia, Anura, Ranidae.